Molecule: messenger RNA, 776 nt
Organism: Phalaenopsis equestris
Lineage: Eukaryota; Viridiplantae; Streptophyta; Magnoliopsida; Asparagales; Orchidaceae
Product: peptidyl-prolyl cis-trans isomerase E
Exons: 3
Coding region: 110-625 (171 amino acids)
Molecular function (GO): RNA binding
Source: RefSeq, a predicted model, not a curated record
UAUUUAUUUUUUUAAUGCAUAGAGGCCCUUUGAAGUUUUAUGCAAAGCAUCGAUCUCCUUCUGAGGCGCACUUUCAGGCUCGCUUGAUCACUUCUUCGCGCGCUCGGUCAUGAACCUCCAAGUACAGAAAAACACACUUUACGUAGGUGGGUUGGCGGAGGAGGUGAAUGAGGUGAUUCUGCACGCGGCGUUCAUCCCCUUCGGUGACAUUAAGGACGUGAAGACGCCGCUUGAUCAGGCAACUCAGAAGCACCGGUCUUUUGGUUUUGUAACCUUCCUGGAGCGUGAGGAUGCCGUCGCCGCAAUGGACAACAUGGACGGUGCCGAGCUUUAUGGUCGCGUCCUCACCGUCAACUACGCCCUACCUGAGCGCAUCAAGGGAGGCGAGCAAGGGUGGGCCGCGCAACCCAUUUGGGCGGAUGCGGAUACCUGGUUUGAGAGGCAGCAGCAGGAGCAAGAGAUGCAGCGUUUGCAGGCAGAACAACGGGCAGCAAUGCAAGCUGCAGAGGACUUGCACAGAAAGAAAUUGGCUGAAGAGCGACAAGGGGAGAAGGAAGAUGAUGCCGAACUGAAAUCUGAUCCUAUGGCUGUGGCUGAAGCAGAGGCUCUUAAACAAACUACCUAAGCUAUUUUGGUAUUAAGGAAAGAAGAGAAACGCAUUGCUCAGAAAUUAUAUCAAACUUAACAAUGGAAAUUUGAUUUUUUUUUUCUUGAAUCUUCUGUGUGUUCUGCUGAACUUUAUAGCUGAGUUGCACUUAAUUGUCUGAUUCUAUUUA